Cryptosporidium ubiquitum is the source of this 942-nucleotide messenger RNA. RefSeq names its product anaphase-promoting subunit 10 family protein. The record is from RefSeq and is a predicted model, not a curated record. The transcript is spliced from 7 exons. Lineage: Eukaryota; Apicomplexa; Conoidasida; Eucoccidiorida; Cryptosporidiidae. Bases 1 to 942 code for a protein of 313 amino acids. Gene Ontology annotation, biological process: anaphase-promoting complex-dependent catabolic process; protein K11-linked ubiquitination. Gene Ontology annotation, cellular component: anaphase-promoting complex.
AUGGACCUUACAUUAUUAGAGUCAAAUAUUGGAAUACCGAGCCUUCCAAAUCAAGCUUGUGAUGAAUUGUUAUCCAACUUAAUCGAAAUAGGAGACUUAGCAUCUUGGUCUCUUUCUUCUGCAAAACCAGGAAAUGGAAUACAACAGUUAAGAGACAAUAAUUCAAGUACAUUUUGGCAGAGUGACGGCCAAAGCCCACACACAAUUACAUUGAGAUUCCCUAAAAAAACAAAAAUUUCUGUAAUAGAUCUUUACCUUGCAUACAAAAUAGAUGAAAGUUAUACUCCUCAAAUCAUUUCUAUUAGAUCCGGUAAUCAAGAGAGCGAUCUGGAAGAAAUAAAAGAAAUGCAGCUAACCGAACCUGAUGGAUGGGUAAGAAUUCCUCUUUCUCCAAGAGAAAUCGCAGAUAAUUUUUUUAAAGAUGCAAUGCCAAUGCAAAUCAAGACAAUAUGCGAUUCUCAAAAUUACAUUUCUGCAUUUUGCAUUCAGAUAGCAAUACUUGCAAAUCAUCAAACUGGAAGAGAUACACACGUCAGGCAAAUAAGAGUUUGGGGGCCAAGAGAAGUAAACAGUAAUGUUGUAGGAAAGGUUCCAAUUUCACAACCGAUAAAAAUGGGUACAUCAAUUGACACAAAGAUGUAUCAAUACAGCAAUUACCAAUAUUACAAAGAUGACAACUUCAAGGAAUACAAUGAGCCAAAUUCACUCUUAAAGUAUAUGGCAAUUGGAAUAAAAAUCAUAAUAUAUUCAAUUUCAUGGAUUAUGGUACUAAUAUGGGAUGCAUAUGAAUAUGGAAUGGUUUUUUAUGGGCUAAUUUUGAGUAUAUAUAUCUUGAGGUAUUACUCAAGAUACUCAUGUUUAAAAUACAUAUUUGAAGAGAGUCUUAAGAAACAAAUAUUAAAAAACAUAUUACCAAAUAGUUUAGUAGAAAUGUUAGGUUGA